Molecule: messenger RNA, 3221 nt
Organism: Acanthoscelides obtectus
Lineage: Eukaryota; Metazoa; Arthropoda; Insecta; Coleoptera; Chrysomelidae
Source: the annotation of a GenBank genome assembly
CAGAUGCCAAAAUUCUCAGUGUAUGUUUUGUGUCAAAAUUCGUUGGAUUUCCCGCCAAGUAUGGAAGUUUUGUGUUGGGAAUGUGAAUUACUUGCCUAUUGUUUUUAAUUAUUUUAUCUGUUAACUUGACGAAUUUUUUACAAUGGGAAAGGAUAAAAAAACUAACGUUAUUUGUUCAUCUAAUGUUGUAGUGUUGAAAGAUUCACUUAGAGACUGUGAUUUUCAUUGUUGUAGGAUAAACACAAAAUGUUACAGUUCUAUUUCCAUAUCAGAUGAAACAUAUACAUUAGAAGAUUUAGUUUUAAUUGAUGAUCAAGAUGGACAAGCAGUUUGCAAAAUCCUAUGCAUCUAUCAAGAAAAAGAGGUCCUAGCUCUCGUAAAAAAGUAUAUAUUUGCCGACAGAAUCAAGAAUAUGUUUUAUAAGGAAGGACUCAACUUCGAUAAGGAGAAUGAGGUAGUGGAAGAUUUAUCUGCAGAUUACAUAAUAGAUGUCAGUGAUAUUAAAGAAAAGUGUGCCUUAAUUCUCCUCCAUGAAGAAGAAGAUCCUCACUUCCUCUCUUAUAGCUCCUUAAAUCCAUCCACAACUUUUGUUUGCCGAUACUCUCUCAAGUCGAAAAAGCUGGUUCCUGUACUGGAACUCGUCAACAGCCCCUUAAUGAAUAUCACAAAAAGUGCUAAGAGGAGGCUCCAAUCAGAAAGUACACCUACCUCAUAUGUUGAUAAUUUCAAGAAUGAAAGCACAGAAAAUGAAACCUUAUUUUCGCCUCGUCAAAGAAAUUCUGUGAGAAGGAAUCUCAACAAGUCAUUUGGCAGUUCACCACAAGAUAAUACUAUAAAAUCUAUAUUAGAAUAUUCAGUUGUUAAUUCCUCAGGAGAUGAAUCAGAUAUACCUACAGUGGUUAAACUCAGAAUAUCUCGAAGAGCUCUAAGAGAAAAUGUUAGGGAAUCACCAAAAACAAGAAAAUCUUCAAGGCAAAAACCAAGAAUAUCAUAUGCUGAUUAUAUGUCCCCUAUAAAGAAAACUCCUAGAAAGAGGAACAAAGAUUCAACUUCAACUGAUGAGGACAGACCGAGUGCGAAAUUGGUGUAUUCGCCCGAGAAAUCACGUGAUAGCUCAGCUACGAACAGGGCAGUUGCAGAGAUUGAAGGAACACCUGGAAGGAAGAAAAAGGUGUCUUCAUCCGAGACACCACGUGAUUGUUCAGCUGUGUAUACACCUAGCAAGGGCGAAGGUGUGAUAAAAAUGAAAGGAACACCUGGAAGGAAGAAAAGCGUUAUUCAAACCGAAAAGAAAGAAAUUACAGAAGAGAUGGAUAGUGUAGUUCAAACAGAAACUAGAAAACUUCCUAAAUAUCUUGAAGCAUCUCCAGUUACAACCAACAGAGGUAGACCAAAUAAAUCAACGUACAUCAUUGAGAAAAAAGACAAUCUGGAUGAUUCACUAAGGACCAGUAUAUUAAAAGUUCAUUUAAAAAAAACAAAUUUGGAAGAUAUGUUUAAUGAUGACAGAAAUAAAUCUGGUGAAGAAGAUGCAGAAACGGAGAGCAAUGCUCCACGGACUCCGAGAUCAAAACGCAAACCAAGACGAGCAGAAGAUAGCGAAUCAGAGUCAUAUCUGCCUUCAUCUCCUCCUAAAACUCCCAGAACAAGACGAUCCGCUCUACAAAGGUCCAUAGAAAAAUGCUUCACCACACGAAGGCAACAAAAAUCUGUUUUAAUUAAAGACCCUGUAGAGAAAACACCUAAGGCCGAACCAAAAACGCCUAGGACACCAAGGUCAAGAACUGCACCAAACACUCCAAACACACCAAAAACUCCUAGGAAUAUAAGCAAGUUGAUUAAAGAAGGCAUAAUAACUCCUUCUAUGAAAGAAAGAAGCAGGAUUAUAGAAGGAGAUGGGACACCACUAAUGAGAGCUAGAUCUCAGUUGCACGUUUCAUAUGUUCCAAAAUCGUUGCCUUGUAGAGAAAACGAGUAUGAAGGUAUUUACAGCUUUUUGGAAGGCAAACUGCAAGAUGAAUGUGGAGGAUGCAUGUAUAUAUCUGGAGUACCUGGCACUGGGAAAACAGCAACUGUUACAUCAGUUAUAAAUGACCUACAGGAAAACAAGAAAGUUCCAAGUUUCACCUUUGUAAGCAUUAAUGGAAUGAGGCUUACUGAACCUAGACAGGCCUAUGUGGAGAUCUACAAACAACUGAAAGGAAAAACAGUGCCAUGGGAACAAGCUCAAAGUAUGCUGGAUGAGAUGUUCGUUAAAUCUAAGAAAAUGAAGCCAAUUAUCAUGCUUGUUGAUGAGUUGGAUAUUCUAUGCAACAAACGUCAAGACGUAGUAUACAAUCUCCUGGAUUGGCCAACAAAAGCAAAAAACCAACUUAUGGUUGUAACUAUCGCCAACACCAUGGACCUACCUGAACGACUGUUGAUGAGCAGGGUGACCAGUAGAUUGGGUUUGACGAGGCUGACGUUCCAGCCAUACACUUACAAACAACUGCAGGAAAUUGUGACCAUGCGACUUUGUGGUACUGAUAGUUUCAAUCCUGAUGCUGUUCAAUUUGUAGCUAGGAAGGUCGCAUCAGUGUCUGGAGAUGCCAGGAGGGCGUUAGACAUCUGCAGGAGGGCUACUGAAAUAGCAGAAAUGGAAGGAAAGGGUCAGUUGGUGGGGAUGAAUCACGUGAAUGAUGCCCUUAACAUGAUGAUCACCCAACCACGGGUGAGAGCAAUCAAGAGUUGCUCUAGGUUGCAGCAGCUAAUUCUGCAGGCUAUUGUAGCGGAGAUGGAAAGGACGGGUAUUGAGGAGACAUCCUUCAACGACGUAUUCAAAAUGCUUAUGUCCUGCUGUGCUAUAGAUGGAUUCCAGCGUGUCUCCAUCACGAUAGCCUUAUCUGCAGUCGCCAAACUCAGCGCUUGUAGAUUGAUCUUGACUGAUCCCAAAUGUUGUGAUAUUUACCAACGAAUCAUCUUAAACGUCAGCGCGGAUGACGUUUACUAUGCUCUGAAGAAUGAUUGAUGUUAAAUGAAUAGUGACGUUAGUAAAUUUCGAGACUGUGACGAAGUUAAUUCGAAGAUUCUGCGUCAUGUUAAGAGUUUUGUGAUACGUCAGUUUUGUCACCGCCAUCUGUGUUGAGUAUUUGAUCAUUGGAGAAAUAAUCUUUAGGAAAAUGAAUGAUAUGAAAGUUCGAGCCAACACAUCAUACUCGUAUUCAAGUAUCGACCAGGUAAGU